UAAUACAUAGAAGAGAGACGUUUCUCAUUGUGCUGCUUUCUGAGAUGUCACAGUAAUGGAAGCAGCGUGAGAUGGGUCCCUGUUUUUUUUUUUUAGCCCCCAACUAAAAGUAGAGAAUGGCUGGAGUAAAGCAGAUGUUUCUUCUCAUCACCUUCCAAGGCUUCUAUCUGGGUUCUGUGUGUCAGGAGUGGACGUUCCCUUCUACAAUCACUGCUCUGAUCGGCUCCUGCGUGGAGAUUCCUUGUACAUAUCAUCCUGCCAGGACCUCAGGGACGUCCAGCACUGUGUGGUACUUAUAUAAUGCUAUAAGAUAUCCAGAGAUCCUAAACACCAAGGACUCAUCUUCAGUAAGGGCAGAAUACAGAGACCGGACCUCACUGGUACCAGGAGAGAACAGCUGCACCCUGAGGAUAGACCCUGUGAGAGGAGGAGAUGGUGAUAAAUAUUAUCCAGGGAUCGCAGAAGAAAAAAAAACAAAUACAUAUGAUAAGCAAUCCAGAACAGUUCAUCUCCGUGUCACAGACAUUCUAGGAAAAUUUGAUCUUCAUGUUCCUCAAAUUCUAACUGAAGGAGAAGCCACCAAUAUACGCUGUACUGCAGAACACACAUGCCCCUCCAGUCCUCCUUCUCUACAAUGGAACAAGCCUGGUCAGAUUCAGAACAAGUCAGUGGAUAUUACUGGAGGAAUCUGGAGAGAAGAAUCAAUGCUUACCUAUAUUCCAUCAUAUCUGGAUGAUGGGACUUCAGUUCAGUGCACUGCUACGUAUCCUAAUGGACAAAAAACGGAGAGACCAGAAAUACUAAACAUCAAAUAUGCCCCCAAGAAUGUCACAAUUACUGGGAACAGUGAAUUAAUGGAAGGAAGUGAUGUGACGUUACAAUGUAACAGCUUCUCCAAGCCUGAGGUAGAUGAUUAUGAAUGGUACAAAGGGAAAACCAAAUUACCAGACAGAGGACAGAAGAUCACAGUGAGGAAUGUGACCUGGGACAUGAAGCCCUAUUCUUGUGCUGUAAGAAAUUAUCUGGGUAGAGGAAAAUCCGCCCCAACAGAGAUACCUGUACUCUAUGCAGCAAUUGGAGUUCACAUCACCAUGAAGAAAGAACAUGAAAUCUCUGAAUUGGUCUGUGACUUCCUGAGCAGCCGGCCUGAUAUAACCCACUACACCUGGAUGAAGGAUGGGUCUAUAUUACUGAAUGAGAUGGAGAAGACCCUGACCAUAAAUAUCAAUGAGGAGAACUACGGCCAGUAUUCGUGUAUCGCUCACAACAUCGCUGGGAAUUCCUCCUCGGAAGAGAUCUGCAUAAAACGUGAGAAGUUGGAUUUGCCACUGAUUUUGGGGACAGUUGCCGGAUGUUUGUUUUUGAUUCUUCUUAUUGUGAUCAUCUACUUUUGUGUAAGACAAAUCUGCAAGUCAUAUUUUCCAGCCUUUAGAAAAUACACACCAGCUGCCAGGAGUCCCUCCCAUAAUACAACAGCGAUAGAUGAAGCAUUAACAGAAGAAAAUCAGUACGGAAACAUUUGCAGUGAUCACAAUGCUCAACCAGAUUCAAUAUCUUUAAAGGAUGUGAACUUUAAAGACAAUUAUGUCAUUUACAGCAAUAGUGAAGUCAUGCAGCCAACAAAUGAAGUGGAAUAUUCUGAUAUCUGCCAUGUUCAACAUGACCGUAUGACUUCAUCCAGGGUUGAUUAUGGACACAAUGUGGAGUAUGCAACUUUAAGACUUUAAAAAAAUGACUUUUCUUGUAAAAGGAGGAUCAAUUGAAUCAAUUAUGAUAUAAUUUGAAUAUUGAUUAAAGACCAAAAAAAUAACAGCCCACUCUACGCAGAACAAGUUCUAACACAGCAGGAAUCUGGGUCAAAUAAUCAAAGUUAAUCAAAAAAUGUAAUUACUCUAUUAAAACCAUAAAAAACCAUACACAAAAAAAAACUCAAGUCUAGGAUAACAGAUCCACACAAUGCAACACAAAGUAGAUACUUAGUGGUGCAAAAAGUAGCAUACAAGUCACACAGAGAUUAUGAAUAAACUCUCCGUAAAGGGGAGUAAAUAUUAAAAUUAGUCACCAUUAAAAUGCAGUAGCUAAAUCCAACCUUG
Bufo bufo (common toad) is the source of this 2093-nucleotide messenger RNA. RefSeq names its product B-cell receptor CD22-like. Bases 117 to 1727 code for a protein of 536 amino acids. The record is from RefSeq and is a predicted model, not a curated record. The transcript is spliced from 11 exons. Lineage: Eukaryota; Metazoa; Chordata; Amphibia; Anura; Bufonidae.